Messenger RNA from Carica papaya (papaya), 1738 nucleotides. Its product is annotated as DGCR14-like protein. Gene Ontology annotation, cellular component: catalytic step 2 spliceosome. The record is from RefSeq and is a predicted model, not a curated record. Lineage: Eukaryota; Viridiplantae; Streptophyta; Magnoliopsida; Brassicales; Caricaceae.
AUUCACCCAAAACCGCGUGCACCACGAAAAGAACCCCAAUUCGACAAACCCUAGCCACUGCUUGAAGAUGCUUCUCUCGCCGGGCCAUUCUCCGCGGCAUGUUUCUUCGCCAUCCCCGUCUCCAUCUCCUUAUUCCGAUUUCGCCCUCCAAAAUCCUCCUGAUGGCUCUUCCAUCACCCCUGAAAACCCUAGGAAGAAGGCCAAAGUUCUUGACGAGGACUCCUACGUCGCGGCGAUCGAAAAGAUCAUCGAGCGCGAUUAUUUCCCCGAUAUAGCGAAGCUCAAGGACAGGCUCGAUUGGUUGGAGGCAGUCAAGACAGGAGAUCCGGUUCAAAUCCGAGAUGUCCAAUUGAAGAUUAUCGAGCGGCGUGGCAGAAAGGUAAAUACUGCUAGCUCUGAGCGCAAAUCGCAAACCCCUGGUUCUACUUUUGCUAGAAAUUUUACUCCUUUCGAUGAAUUUGAUAGUAAAACCUCAAGAACCCCUGGUGUUGUUCCCAUUAUGGAAUUAUCUGGUAGUGGAGAAAGUAGGAAGGAUGAUGAUGAGGUAGAUGCUUCCCUGUCGUUAGAUGAGUUCUUCAGGAGGUAUACUAGCGAGGAUAAUGAUAGUUUUUCAAGGAUUUUGGAGAAGGUGAACAAGAAGAGGAAGGAGAGGUAUGGGUAUUUGCUGGAAUGUGAGAAGGACGAGGUUAAGUCAAUUGAAGAUGCUAAGAGAGAUAGAAUAACAGACGGGUAUGGUACGUCUGAUCAGCCUCCAAGUACCUUGGAAGGAUGGAAAUAUACUGCCAAGAACUUGUUGAUGUAUCACCCCUCUGACAAUGGUGAGGCACCAUUGACUGAAGGGGAACGAGCAGUGAGAUUGAAGGGGUUGACCAAGGAGAUUAACAUAUCAAACACAAGGUUUCAUGGUAAAAUGAUGGAUUCUAGGCCCAGAGACGAUGGGACAGUAGAGGUACUUUAUACCCCUGUUGUUGGCGGAACUCCACUGCCGGUGUCAGAUAGAUUUGGAGAUAAGUCAAAGAAGUAUGAUUUGGAGGAUUUGAGGAAGACACCAAAUCCUUUUUAUGUGGAGUCAGGGAAGAAAGCUGAGAAUGGGUAUAGCUUUGUCAAGACUCCAUCUCCAGCACCAGGUGCUGAUGAAUCCCCAUUUAUCACAUGGGGUGAAAUUGAAGGGACUCCACUGAGAUUGGACCCAGAGGACCCGCCAAUUGAUAUUAGCGGCAGUGCUGAAGGUCCACAUUACAGGAUUCCAUGUGCUCCUGCACGAGAUGUGAAGGCUCACUCAUUAUCGAGAGAGGCUGCACGUAAAUUGAGAGAGCGAUCUAGUAUGUUUCAGAAACCACCAUUGCCAUCUCCACAUCGAGGGGGAAGUGCUAGUCCAAGUGUGCGGACACUCUCACCUGCAGCCCAGAAGUUCUUCAGGAAAGCAAUAGCCAAGUCUUCAUCUUCAGUGGAUGAAACACUGCGUGCCACUUACCGAGGUGGAAGCCCUGGAUUUGGCACUCCUAAAGGUGCAAGAAGUGUGUCAAGAUUUGGAAGAGAUGCUAGCUUGAGUACCAGAUCUCCCUCAAUAAGGGAAGGUUCCAGCCCUCGCUGGUAGUAUUUUUUUUUUUUUGUCCCUUGUAUUUCAUUAGCCUGUAAUGUUGUUUGUAUGUCCCAAAACUCUAAUGCACAUGAAAAUGCUAACUCAAGCUCCUUGUUGGUUAAAUCAUAAAUAAGUAAAGAAAAGCAUUUUUUUUGA